AACACGAGCUCCGGGACCGCCUGUUUUAAGGUCCUUUGGCCGAUUUACCACAAAAAUGGAUAUGAAAAGCGAAAUACUGAAGCGGCUGUCCGAUCCGGAGCGCGGAUUCGCCGAAAAUCUGACCUACGGUGUGAAGUUGUGGAAAUCCGCCAACUUCUACUACAUGUCCAAGUACGACGUUAUUUUCGAGUUUUUCCUCGAUGGAUUGGCUCCGUUUUAUCGGGAAGUAAGCGCACUAGACGAGCAACUGUUUAACGAGCGUUGGCAAAUCGUCAACAACUUCCUGGCUCUGGCCUGCCCUUCGAACGCGCUCCCGGCUUCGAUCGUGGAACGGGUGCACACUAUUUUGCGGUCACUUACAGAGCAGACACCGGACCGUCGAGAACAGCUGCUGGAGAGCACACUGACCGUGUCGUUCGAUGGAAAGUUUAAGAACUUUUACAAAUUCGAUUUCGUCUCGUACGGGAAGGCACUUCGCGUAGCCCUGAAGUAUUACAAAAAGUGCCUCAAGCAGCCUAGACCGAAGGAGGAGGAAGAGAAGCUGAUUGACCGUAUUUUUAGUGACCUGAAAAUCUACAUCAAGUCCGCCUCGGACGAUCCAAGCUGGGCCGAAGCGUUCGGCUUUAUCCUAACGCCCCUCUCGGAGGUGGUGCUGUUGCUGCAAAUGCGUGGCAUCGAUCGGCACGAGGAAUUGAUGGAGUGCUUCAAGCAGGUUUACUUUGGCGAGGACAAAGCAUCGAACUACCACCGAGUGGUCGAUCAGACGAAGAAACAUCUCUUCAUGGGCUGCUUCGAUAUGAACGAGUUGCCCCUGCACGUAAUCGCGCUGCUGAUCGAAGGAUAUCUACGAGCUUAUCGAGAGAUGAAGCUUGAGGUGCUGCUGUUUCUAAAGUACUUUCUCCUGCACGUCUUUGUCGAUGAGAGCCGUUCGAUUCUGAAGAACACGCAGCAGAUAUUCGCCGUAACCAAGUAUGUGUUUGCGUUGCUGCGCAAGUACUUCAUCAAGGUUGAUCAGCAGCUAGUGAUGGACUUUAAUUUCACGGAACUGUUCACACACAAGCUGAAGGAGUUUAUCGAUAUCUGUGCGGUGUCUGAUGGACUGCUCAAGGAUCUGUUCAGUUUGAUCUGCACAAUCAACGACUACAAUCCGCUCAUACUCGAACAGACGAUCGUCGGUAUCAUACUGAAGACAAUGUUUCUGCGGAAGGACCCAGAAACGUUGCAUCACUAUCAGUGCAUGUUGAUUUCCACGAUGAAGAUGUACAUGAAGCUGAACAAAAAUGAAAACUUCCGCGCAGAGUUGUUCAUGAGCCUGUCGGAUCAUCUGGAGGUGAACGAUCUGAACGCGAUCAUUCGUGAGCUAAGAGGGAAGGGUAACGGGAAGCGAAAGAGCAAGCUUGGAAUCAACGACGUUGAUACACCCACGAAGAAGAGAAAGCUGUUGAAUGGAUCAUCGGAAACCGUGUUCUCGGAGGAUGAUAAAAUGUUUCUCGAUCAUCUUCUCGCCUCCGGGAAGGGUUCAGGCGAAGAGAGCAAGCCUGUCGCCCGGGUUCAGUUGCAAAAUCUGUGUCCCACAUUGGCAUUUGCAUGGCCGGAUGUAGACGGUCGGUUGAGUGAAGCGAUGAUGGAAUAUAUCAAAACGUUGUUAACUGCACGCAGCUUUGAUUAUUGGGAUGCGAUGAUAGCAAUGCUGAAUGAAGCGCUUGAAACACCCUUGGACGAGCAUACGGAGAGCACCAUCUUUCAGUUCGAACUGACCAUGUGCUGGCUGUGUUACUAUUUUGCUGGCAAUACACUGAUCGAACAUUCGAAUCUGUUCUGGGACAAGCUGACGAAGCAUUUUGAGGAGUUCGAUGCAACACUGACGAGCGUUGCCCGCAUCUUGCUGCUUGGCGAGGAGAAAGGUGAUGCUAGGUUCUACGCUGCCUUCUUGAAGAUGGCCUAUUUCUAUGCCAACUAUCGCCUCAUGGUAAGCUACUAUCGACCGGAUUCGAUCGAGACGGAAGGCAACCAGCACGCUCAUUCCUACCUAACGGAUAUCGAGUGGCAAACGAUUGAAGAACGGCUUGCGACGAAAGAUAAACCACUUAUGAAUCGUAUUCUCCUUCAAAAACUUCGCGAAAGUGAGCUUACGGGUAACGGAGCGUUUGCUACGUCAUCCGACGAUCGUCAAGCGCUGAUCGAUCGAGUAGUAAACGAUCAACCAGGUGAACAUCUACGCUGGGUACUCCUCGAUCGUUCGACAAACGUUUGGUUUUUGACGCUUCUCUCGCGAGAGCAGCAGGCUAGCGUGGCCGAUCAUUUGCUGGACCGUGCAUACUGUCCGCUGGAGGGGAUAAAGCAAAUCCUGACAGGAAUUACCACAAACCACGAGCUGAUAGAGGUGCUUAUGCUGACUGCAUUCAAACGGAUAACGGAGCAUGUACUUGCCGGGAGUGAAAAAGCCAUUUCUCGUAAAAUACCGUUCGAUGAAUUGCUCGCCGGUACUGCAGAAGAUGUAGUGCCUCGUUUAAGAAAGUUGCUGGAGCGAUGCGCAAGUAAACGGUCCGAGGGAGUGGCGGUUGAACUAGCAGAUAUUGAUGAGUUGGACCACCUGUUGGCGGUGCUCGAUGAGAUAAGGAUAGAUGAAGUUGAAUCCGAACGAAAAGUGCUGCUCGUUGCCCUCCAUAUGCUGCUCUAUGCCGAUGUCAGUGCGUCAGGAAGCGAGCAACAGAUAGUCCGCUUCCGCAAUCAGCUUAUGAGACACAUCAACUUAGGAACGGUGACAAACAUAUCAAGGUUUGCUAAGAUUGAAACCUUGGUGAGCUUGUUCGGUCAAUCACCGCUAUUGGCGGUCAUCAUUCGUCAGCUGGCUAUGAAUCUUACGGAAGAGGCAUUCGAAGAGUUCAAAUCGCUUUUGGGGAGUUUUAAGCAAUGCAACACCGAACGAUUCGCGCUUUUGCUACUAAUGUUUAAUUUCCUUCAAAAGAACAAUUCCAACAAACUCAAAUUGGUCCCCGCCGAUCAGCUAGGUGCACUUUUGGAUGAUUUUGUUGGCGUAGUUGAUGAGUUUGUUCUACAGAAGCUACCGAAGCAACUCAGAAACACGGACGCCACGUGCUUCGAUCACUGUCUCGAGGGAUGCUCGCUGAGCAUUCGCUACAAGGUGACCCGCAAGAAGGACCUCGACGAAAAGCUUCGUGAGCAGUUUAUGAUUUACAUAGAGCAGGCCCGCAAAGUGUCGAGCUCAUCCUCCAGCAAUCUGCUAACGACUUGCUUGCAGUACAAAGCAUAUUUGAAACUCGAUGAUACCCGCCUCAACGCGAUACUCGAGAACCGGUGGCAAGCUUUCUUGAAGAUGACACAGGAAGACACCUCCCCCAGCAUGAGUUCGGGCCAUGUCAAAGUGUUCAACGAUGACGCCAAACCGUUGAUCAACAGCGAAGGUCGACAGCAGGAGCAAGCGAUUAAAACGUUUGUCGUGUCGUUCACCAACCAUCUAUCCGCGGGCGAGUACGCCAAAAAGCUGCAGCAGCUCGACUCGAUUGCGUGCGAUGUUAGCGGUACGGCCUCGUUACGGUCGGUGUUACGUGCUUACGCGAUGCUGGCAAAGCAAGGCUUUAACGAAUCCGUUGGAGACGAGACAAACCGUGCCUUCGUUCGCAGCUUCUCGGCAGUGGUCGCUCGCGAUGUGUUGGGGCUUUGUGUGCAGAAAGCGUUCCUGCAAGACCCGGCACUGUUGGAAGAGAUUCUGACCUGUUUUGCGUCCGUUAUUGGCACCAGCUCGUUGAUGCUGUUACCGCCAGUAAUGGACAAUGUGCUACAGUUUUUGAGUGCAAUCAACAUUCGCAAGUAUCCGUUGGUGGAAGGUGAAGAGCAAAAGUUUUAUAAACUGCACCGAUUGAUGAGCGAGGUUAUGUACAUGCUGCUUAUCACUCGGCCAAACUACGUUGCCCACCGACUGCCACAGUAUCUGCACGUGCUGCAAGCCCUGAUCGGAUCGAUUAUUUGUUACAAAGAGACCUUCCCUGCCACCCAGAGUUUGAACAGUUUCGAGGUGCUCUCGAUCUCGGAUCUGCUGUUGCCUAUUGAAAAAAUAAUGAACACUGCGGUGAAGAAGCUGGAAAAGGAUCUGCGCAUCCUUGCGCCGUACACACUGGCUCAAAUCCUGCACACGAUCAUCCAAAGCAAACGGCCAACGACUCUGCAGGAACGUAUCGCGCGGAAGGUGUACAACGUGUGCUUCGAGCUCAUCGCCGUCUACGAUUCACAUUCGCCGUCCUACCUGCUGCGCACUAUGGACGAAAGCAGUCGCCUACUGUACACCGAUGUCGUGAAGCAGUACAAAAAGUAUCGAUCGAUCAAGGGAAUGGCUUGAGGAUCGAAGCGAUCGCUGAGGUUCCUGAUGCACGUGAGUAAUCCACACCAUACUGCCUCCAUGUCGUAUCUGAAACGAUAUAAAACAAGUUCUGGAAGCACGA
Anopheles aquasalis is the source of this 4460-nucleotide messenger RNA. RefSeq lists its product as uncharacterized. The record is from RefSeq and is a predicted model, not a curated record. NCBI's taxonomy places the organism in Eukaryota, Metazoa, Arthropoda, Insecta, Diptera, Culicidae.